AUGCCAAGUCGUCACAGCAUCCUGGGUGCCGACAGAAUCUUCACGCAGCAGCUAAGCCUCGCAGUCCUUCGGGUCUUGUGCCCUGGGAAGAGCUCGGUGAGGAUGUGCCAACGGCCGCCAGCAAUAAACCUAUCUCCGAAGCACGCCGCCUCUCGACUGAGUAGAAGUGUGCUCUUGCACGCGCACGUGCCCUCGCACUCACUCGCCCUCUUUCCUGAGUGGGGUCACGAGCCGCCCCCCUUGUCCCGCGGGAGACCCUCAGCCUUCACCCACUUGCUCGUGGGCAGCCACCACGUCGCAACCGCAUCGUUUCCACCACGUCACCUCCUUCUGGACCCGUCCGUGCUCCUGGGACCCGAGCCUGAGCUCAGGGCCACCAGCCCGGCUCCUCCCUCCGUGCUCCCGGGACCCGAGCCUGAGCUCAGGGCCACCAGCCCGGCUCCUCCCUCCGUGCUCCCGGGACCCGAGCCUGAGCUCAGGGCCACCAGCCCGGCUCCUCCCUCCGUGCUCCCGGGACCCGAGCCUGAGCUCAGGGCCACCAGCCCGGCUCCUCCCUCCGUGCUCCUGGGACCCGAGCCUGAGCUCAGGGCCACCAGCCCGGCUCCUCCCUCCCCGGGGGACCCGCGGGCGCCUGGGACCCAAAGCAAAAGUCCACGCAGCCAGUCAGUCAAACCUCCCAACCCGCCAGCCCCGGUCGCCACCUCCUCGUCGCAAGUGUUUGCCUCCGGCGAUGGAGCACUGGCCAACGUGCUAUCCACCCACGCCUCGGCAGCCCUGAGCCCCAGCCCCACGCCGCCUCCGCUGGCAACGGCCGCGCCGCCCUCGUUCUUCUAG
This is a messenger RNA of Perognathus longimembris pacificus (Pacific pocket mouse), 834 nucleotides long. Its product is annotated as extensin-like. The record is from RefSeq and is a predicted model, not a curated record. Bases 1 to 834 code for a protein of 277 amino acids. The transcript is spliced from 5 exons. NCBI's taxonomy places the organism in Eukaryota, Metazoa, Chordata, Mammalia, Rodentia, Heteromyidae.